CCUGCAGCGCGCCGGAUUUCCCCUCGGGCCUGGGUCUGCGCUCCGUGUCCGCGCGGGCACAGGUCUCCUACACGCGGGGCCCCCAGCGGCGCCGCUUCUCCGCCGAGCAUGGGGCUACCUCGGAGAUCCGCGGACCCGGCGGAGCUGCGCAAGAGCCUGAAGCCGCUGCUGGAGAAGCGCCGCCGCGCGCGCAUCAACGCAAGCCUGAGACAGCUCAAGGGGCUCAUCCUGCCGCUACUGGGCAGGGAGAGCUCCCACUACUCGAAGCUGGAGAAGGCGGACAUCCUGGAAAUGACCGUGCGCUUCCUGCAGGAGCUGCCUGCAUCCUCCUGCGCGUCCGCAGCGCCUACGCCCUCGGACAGCUACGGUGAGGGCUACCGCGCCUGCCUGGCCCGUCUGGCCCGCGUGCUGCCCGCCUGCCGCGUCCUGGAGCCCGCCGUGAGCGCCCGCCUGCUGGAGCACCUGCGGCGGAGGGCGACCGGCGUCACCCCCGACGGUGGGCGCGCUGGGGACUCCUGUGGCGCGGCCGCGCCUUCCCCGCCGCCCGCACCUGCGCCUGCGCCGCCCGCGCCUCCCCGCGGCCCAGGCCUCUGGAGGCCCUGGUAGCCCCCUCGCCAGGCCACGGACCCCGCUGACUGCAAGAGACCGGGAGCGCCAGGCCGACUGAGGAAACUCGUGGUGCCGGCUGCUCUUUACGCACGGGGGACCAGCUCAGCACCCACCCCCAGGCUGGAACCCGGAUGUUUGUGAUCUGUGUGGCCGACUGAAGGCCGUGGGGGCUCAGCUCGAGGAAAUGAGAGCAGCCCAACCUCUUGCGUGUGUCUGGGCUGGAGAAGGGGGCAGGUGGCUGCAGGGGGAGGAAGGAGCUCCCCUCCUCAUCUGCUGGAAGUGGCUCUAGAACUGGGCCCCAGCACUAGCACCAGCCCAAACUCUGGGCCAGGAGCUCACCGGAGCCGGGUGCAGCCCUCUAUUCUGACUGGUCGCUGCCUCCUUACAGCUCAGCCUGGGCACCUCUGGACACGCAAUAGCAAUGGCCUGAGGAGCUCUGCGGGCUGGGCAGCCAUCACCCCCACUCCUGGGCUCCCCUGUCCUGUGCUUGCAUUGAUAGAGACAGGGUGCAGCCAGGGCUCUGUGUUGCUGGGGGUGAGGGCGUGGUAAGAUGGUCUUGGGAAGGACUUAUUUCCCCAAGCAUUCAGUGACCACCUAUGUACCACACACCAGUCUAGGGGGCCUUGGGGUGUGAGGAAGGGGUGGAUAAGAAGGAGGGUGCCCUGUGGCCUCAAGGAAGCUUGAGUCAGUGCCAAUGUGAGGUGAGCAAGCCUAUGUCCUGGAGCAGCAGAAAUUCCAUUUUCUUGCAGAUAACAGCAAGUAAAGGAACAGGAAAAACCUUUCCUGUCAGGACAGGUUACUGGAAACCACUUGUUUCUCAGACUUCUUUUCCUUCUGCCCAGAAGCAAGGGGAGUCUGAGGAGACUCAGGGAAGGGCGUGUGGCCCCCAGUCUUGGGUGCCCAGGAGAAGGCAGGGGCACCUGCAGCCUGCUGGUCACGCUCCCGGUUCACGGGGAUUCACUGCGCACUCCAGGGAGGUUGGGACUCCCAACAGUCCCCAGUCCAACAUCCUGAGCAAGGGACCAGGGCACUAAGGACAAGAGCUGACGGGGUGGGGGUGCUCACCAGAUCCAAGUAUGUCACAAAAACCCCUGGUGACCUGGGCGCUGAUUUGGGUGGCCAGAUGUGGGAAGCUGUGGGUGUUAUCGAAGGAGUCAAUGUUAAGACAGCAGGGGAGGGACGCCUGGGCGGCUCAGUCAUUUAAGCGUCUGCCUUCGGCUCAGGUCGUGACCCCAGGGUCCUGGGAUCGAGUCCCGCACCGGGCUCCUUGCUCAGCAGGGAGCCUGCUUCUCCCUCUGCUGCUCUUCCUGCUUGUGCUCUCUCUCGCUAUGUCAAAUAAAUAAAUAAAAAAAAAAUCUUAAAAAAAAAAAAAGACAGCAGGGGAGCCCCCAGCAAGGUGUGCUGUCCUUUGUCCUCACAGGCCCAGCUGGCUGGACCGUAGGCUCCUGGAGGGCAGGGCUAGGGCUGAGCCCUCUGUGUCCCCACGGAACUCAGUACAUGGUAGCUGCUCAGUAAAUAUCGUGAGCUAACAAACAGGUGAUGUCACUGGACCAUGGCUGUAUUGAAGCCUUUUGCCACACCUCCCACCCCCAGGCCCUAAUGUCACUUUGAAACUCUGUUCCACCAAAGCCUGUAUAUCCGGAGGACAAAUGUGGGGGAGGGUGUGGAGAGCAGAGAGAGCAGUGUCUGCUUGCUUCCCCCAUUCCCGAGAGUGUGAGCCUGCUCUCCUGAGCUGCCUAGAGCAAGUGGGGGAGGGGCAGGUAACCUACACGCCCACACCCACCACAUAAGGUCAAGUUUCCUCUCUGGGUGAAGGACUCUGCCUUGGGCACACUGAGCAGGCUCCUUUUUUCCCUAAUAAAUAAGAGCUUUCCAUACAGGUUUGAACUCUGUAAGAACUGAUCCACCAGAGGCCCCUUUCCUCCUUUGGGUCAUAUUUGCCACUUCUUGCUUCUGAGCCCCUGACUCCAACCAAGCUGUGUUACAAGCAGUCAGGGAGGAUGGGAGGGAGACAGGCCAGUGACUCAUAGGAUCAGGCGUUCCAGGGAGCCUGAACCAGGCGGCCCCCCGGGGCCCUGGCAGGGAGCUGAGGCAUGCCCAGGUGGGUGGGGUUCUGGGCCGGCAGCGAGAAGCCGGUUUCCCAGCACGGAUGGGCAAAGAGCUGCCCAGAAGUUCUGAGCUGGGCUUAGGAAAUAAGCCAAGGCUGGAACACCAGCUUCCUCCACGGGACGCCUGCAGGCACCUCCCCAGGUGUUCCUGAAGGUGAGUCCAGGGCAGUGCAGGCUUUUUCUAUGUGGGAGGGAGGCUGCCUCGCUCGGGGGCAUUUCGUGAGCUUUAACAAUGUCCACAUCGUGCUCGUUGGCCAGCUCUUAUGAUGCCCUCUCUGCUCUGGUCCCAUGACUGAAUCUAACUCUCGAAUUCUGUCUGGUUAUCACGCUUGGUUGAAGAAAAGCCUCCUGUGUCUCUCAUAAACCUGUGGGGGAAAUGAUCCAAUGACCAGAGCACUGAGCUGUCUGGGAAACUCAGGCUGGGGCCAAAGCCCACGUGUCCUCCCCCCACCCCACCGGCGCCGCUUAAUUUG
Zalophus californianus (California sea lion) is the source of this 3190-nucleotide messenger RNA. It is a transcript of the gene HES2, whose product is annotated as hes family bHLH transcription factor 2. Gene Ontology annotation, cellular component: nucleus. The transcript has 4 exons. Lineage: Eukaryota; Metazoa; Chordata; Mammalia; Carnivora; Otariidae. Gene Ontology annotation, molecular function: protein dimerization activity; RNA polymerase II cis-regulatory region sequence-specific DNA binding; DNA-binding transcription factor activity, RNA polymerase II-specific. The coding region runs from base 109 to 606 and encodes 165 amino acids. The record is from RefSeq and is a predicted model, not a curated record. Gene Ontology annotation, biological process: anterior/posterior pattern specification; regulation of neurogenesis; regulation of transcription by RNA polymerase II.